GUGAUUUUAGUUUAAUUAGUUAAAAUUAAGCUAGUUGCCCCGAAAUUUCUUGUCAAUUUCCUUUUAGGUAUUUUUCCAAAUUUGAUUUUUUUUCGUUGAUUUGGCCAUGGACAACGAAUUUGAUUUCAGCACGCCACCGCCAGAACGUGUGACCAUCCAACGUAGUCAUGGAUUGAAUGAUGAACAGGUCAAGGAUCUGAAAGAGGCAUUUGCACUCUUCGAUCCAGAGCAUAAGGAAAUAAUUCCCAUUAAGCAUUUGAAAGAUCUUAUGCGAGCUGUUGCCCAUACACCCACCGAGGCGGAAUUGCAAGAUUAUUAUAAUGAAUAUGAUCCGUAUACGACGGGAGAGUUAAUACUAAACGAUUUCCUUGUCAUCAUGUGGAAAAGAUAUGCCGAAAUGACAAUCGAAGAUGAGGUUAUUUUGGCUUUCAAAGUCUUUGAUAAGGAGGACAAUGGUUAUAUACACGAAUCAGAAUUUCGGCAUGUGAUGACAAAUUUUGGCGAUAAGAUGACAGAAGAUGAAAUUGAAGAAAUAAUACUUAACGCUGAUUCCGAUACCGAGGGUAAUAUACACUAUGUGGAAUUUGUGAGAAUGAUGUCAGAACGUUAG
Messenger RNA from Drosophila willistoni, 610 nucleotides. RefSeq names its product calmodulin. Bases 107 to 610 code for a protein of 167 amino acids. The record is from RefSeq and is a predicted model, not a curated record. Gene Ontology annotation, molecular function: calcium ion binding. Lineage: Eukaryota; Metazoa; Arthropoda; Insecta; Diptera; Drosophilidae. The transcript has a single exon. Gene Ontology annotation, cellular component: myosin II complex.